This is a messenger RNA of Triplophysa dalaica, 1154 nucleotides long. It is a transcript of the gene saa, whose product is annotated as serum amyloid A. NCBI's taxonomy places the organism in Eukaryota, Metazoa, Chordata, Actinopteri, Cypriniformes, Nemacheilidae. The transcript has 4 exons. The record is from RefSeq and is a predicted model, not a curated record. Gene Ontology annotation, cellular component: extracellular region. The coding region runs from base 112 to 480 and encodes 122 amino acids.
ACAACAGGAGGGAGGUGAGAUCUACAACCCAGCCGUUGGUCUUUGAAGCUUUAUGUCUGAUCUCAUAUAUUAGAUUGUGAACUGUUGUUAUUUAAGAUCAGAUUUACAAACAUGAAGCUUAUUCUUGCCACGCUGGUGUUGGUGUUGGUGAUGGUGGUCGGGGUCCAGGCGCAGUGGUACCGUUUCCCCGGACAAGCCGCCGGAGGUGCAAAGGACAUGUGGCGUGCUUACAGUGAUAUGAAGAAGGCCAAUUGGAAGAAUUCAGACAAGUAUUUUCAUGCACGUGGGAACUACGAGGCAGCCAAACGAGGCCCUGGAGGAAGAUGGGCGGCCACGGUUAUCAGUAAUGGAAGAGAAACAAUCCAGCGUGGCAUUGGCCGAGGUCAAGACUCUGCUGCUGACCAGGCGGCCAAUCGCUGGGGGAGAAACGGCGGGGACCCGAAUCGCUACAGACCAAAAGGUCUUCCAAGACGAUACUGAGUCAAAAUGACAAUCAUCAGCACGAGAGGAGAUGGUCGAAAAGUUUUUAUAGCAAAAAAAUGUCAAAAACGUAUUAAAUCUUUUUAAUUAAUUUGUGUCCAUGCUCUUUAAGAAUCAUUUAACGUUUUAUAACAAAACCAUUUGAUAGUGUCUUUUAAGUUGUAACUUUUUCCAACAUGUUUUCCCUAUUCAUGCUGAUUACAUUUUCACUUAAAAUCUAGUCGAUAUCUGCUUUUUAUACAUAUUUUAACUUCUUUAACACUUGUGUUGCAAUUCUGUCAAUUAAACAAAAUUUUAAAUAAAUUAGACGUGUUACUAUCGAUCUGACAACCAAACUUUAAAGUCAGCCAUAUAUCUGUUACAGGAUCUCAUAUAUUCAAUUGAGAUGAAUGAUCUUAGAACUAUCAUGAAUCAUUAUUACUCUUGAGCAUGUGUAUUUGACAGUAAAGGUCGAUUCUUGUAUUCAUUGCGAUUUUUGUGCCUCUUGCGCCAUCUUCAGGCAAUACUACAGACUGUCCUGUGAUGCUUUUUCAAGAAUGAGACAUGAACUUAAAAAAUAAAAGUCUUGUCAUCAUUUAUCUUUCAAAACCUGUAAAAAAACUCACUGGUUUUGCCCUUCAGGAUUAGCUAUGACGUUUUUAUUCCCUUCUAAUAAACUUUAUUUGAAGCAUUUA